Molecule: messenger RNA, 321 nt
Organism: Cooperia oncophora
Lineage: Eukaryota; Metazoa; Nematoda; Chromadorea; Rhabditida; Trichostrongylidae
Source: the annotation of a GenBank genome assembly
AUGCCUGAGAAAACGCGUCAGCAACGUUUUCAUGAGGGGCCACCUUUUAUAGAGAUGAGAACGUUCUCUAGCAAUGGAAAUUUAGCCUCAAAUUUAUAUAAUGCGCCGGAAGAGGAGAACGAAAGCAGUUUUCUUUUUGGAUGGCCUUGGCUCGAUAGACAGAUCGCUGACGAUAAUUCACGAAUACAGAAACGGCGUAGUGGCGAGAAUGAAUUGUCAUGGAAUCCCUUAACGCCGGAUUACUUCGUAUACAGUGGCGCAACAAGUGUCUGGAGAUGGUCUGUCACUGUGAUAUUAGCCUUGAUAGUGACUGAAUAUUGA